AUGCCUCUCCGAUCGCAUUUGUUCCCGGGGCGUUUUACAGUUUUUGAAGAUGAUGAUCCUUACAUCUGGGAUCAGAGAUUAAGAGAAGAAUGGUGGGAUGAUAUGCGAAUGUCCGGGCGGCAUUUUCGCAGACAACUCCGGCUAUUGUCAAAGUGGCGGGGUGAACCCCCUUCACUGCUGCCCGACCAGUCCCCAUCUUCGCAAGAUCCUGACAUGAAUCUGCCCCCAUCUUCUGGUGCUGCUAAACUUCAAAUUCUGAGUGCUCUUAAACGCGCCAAAGACCUCAAGCUCUGUCUCCGACGGAUUUGGGCUGUAGCAGCAAGUCUACCAGACAGAGAAAACAGUCUUCCAGCGCUUAUUCCGCUAUCUGACACGUUUUCUAUCCCUGGUCAUGAUCGAGAGCGUCACGAACAUGAGCAAUGCACCUUUGACUUCUGCGAACAGUCAAGAGUCGAUUUCACAUCCGUGAUUCAGCGUCAUGAGCCGCCAUGUAAUGGAGAAUGCAAGAAGAUUUUGUUUCCAUUGCAACAACUUGAUGAGCAGGUGACAAGCGGACAACCAACCGCCUGGAAAGCGAAUGAACCCUCGCUUCUAGAAGCCUCCAAACCAUAUAUGGCUGUUUCACAUGUCUGGUCAGACGGCACAGGCUCUGGAAUAUGGGGACCAGGCCAAGUGAACAAAUGUCUUUAUGACCUGUUCGGCGAAAUUGCCCAGAGCUUUCAGUGUGAAGGAUGCUGGUGGGAUACUAUCAGCAUACCGCUUGAAGAUAAGGCCCGCUCUAGAGCUCUUGGCAAUAUGCAUUCUAACUACAACAACUCGAGAAUCACCCUUAUUCAUGAUCUUUAUCUUCGUCAGUGGGAAUGGAUUGAUGCCGAGACCGCUUGUUUUGCUAUUGUUAUGUCACCAUGGUAUAGUAGGGGGUGGACCGCAUUGGAACUCGCCCAAUCUCACAAAGUCAAGAUCUUGUUUAAGGAAAACAACAACACUAGAGUAAUUAAAGAUCUCGACGUCGAUAUACUUGAUAAGGCUCCGGAGAAUCACGCCACAGCCAACGCCAUUCGAAAGCUUCGACAUGCUUCCAUAGACGAUUUUGGUACUUUACUGGCUAUUCUCGGUGCCCGAGAUACAUCCAAACCACGAGAUGUGCCCAUAAUCUCGGGUCUAUUAGCCGGAGUGGACGUUUCGGGCCGCCUUUCACAACAAGAGAUCUAUCAGAGAAUUCUUCGCAAAUUGGGUGGGAUUGCCCAAGGACAUCUCUUUCACAACUCUGCAACAAUGUCUGCCCCGGGAUUCAGUUGGUGCCCCACCAACAUUUUGGACAUGCCCAUGGCCCAAACUGACUCUGCUCCACUACGGAUCUGGGAGAACGGAGACAUUGAAGGUGUUUGGAGAGUACAAGCAAUAGACACUGUCAAAGUUGAGGACUUGAUCAUGAGAGGAACGCAUCCAUUAACUCAAGUGGCUCUCGAGUUAGCCUUUGGCGGAGAAAGUAUGAAGAAACACAUUCUCCUAUUAGAAACUUGUCAGCCAAAAUCUACUAGCAAUGAACACCGGGCACUGCUCGUGAGGAUUAUGGAGAGCAAUGGUGAGAUACAAGCCAAGGUUGUGGGACCAGUGUAUUUCCGCACAGGUCCGGACAGCCACAAGGAGAGUUCCAAGAAGUCGCCGCAAGUCAAUGUGAGAAUAGGUAGCACUGAUGGGCUGAAAGAUGUCACCGGCAGCGCAUGGGAUUACGUACAAAAAAGAAUCUUUGAGAUGAAUUCCAGCAGAAACGAAAUAGCAACUGGUCAUGUUCGGACGAGCACCAAGCCCGGUGCUUCAGCAACCGAGGAGUUUACUCUCCCUCAGAAUCAGAAGGCAAUCUUCUUCUCAAAAGAAGUAUCACUUGAUGAAUUAUUUGACAAGGGCCUCCAACAGCCACCAAACCCCAGAAGUUACGAGUCCGAAAGCGCGGACGAGACCGCAAUGUACUUCUACAGUGUUGCUAAAGAGACGGAUACACCUCCACGGGCACUUUUCUACGGAAAUAAGGGGUUGGUCAAAGAGUCCAGGAAUUGGCUCAAAAAUCCCGAGAAUUCUAACAUUGCCGAGACAAAGAGCGUAUUGCUGACUGUCGGAGAUGACCGUCAGCUGCAAAUUGACCAUGAACGCGAGGAUUGUGAGGCUUUAAAGAAGGAAUUGGCCGGAGAAGCGCUUUUAUGUGCGGUGGAAAUCGGCGGCGACACUAACGUGAGCAUGAAAGCGAUGAUCACUCUACUACUGGAUAUCAAGGCUUCACAUAACCGAAAUGGUUCAGGGCAGAGACCUUUGGAGGUGGCGAUAGAACGCAUGAGCUGGGAAAUCGCCCAAACGCUACUGGAGCACGAAUUAAAUUCGGCUCCUGUUGACCUCACCACUCUCGAGUUGGCUACAAGAUACCAGGACAAGCCUUCUACUCUGAGCCGCCUUUUAGUUCAAAGGUGCAAGGACGUCAACGAGAACGACAAGAUGCAGCAGCGAACUGCCUGGCACUACGCUACUGAGAGAGGAGAUCGCAGCAUGAUAGAAGCUCUCCUUGGGGCGGAACAAGCCAACCCGUAUACUCCAGAUAACAAGGGAAAGCUGGCAAUUCACUAUGCGGCAAGCAAAGGCAAGGAUAAUAUCCUGCGGCUAUUACUUCAACAUGCCAAAACGGAAUCUCUCCGUAAGGACACGCCUGUUGGAGAAUCUGAGGACAAGGCCAAUAGUACUGGUACAACCGAGAAUGGCACUUCCAACAACGAUAUCAGGAAUACGAGACCUCAAGAGAGUCGUUAUGUGGACAUGAGGGAUUCAAAAGGGCAGACGCCACUGCAUUUGGCAGCAAAGGCUGGCUAUAAACCUGCCGUAUCGACUCUUUUAGAAUUCGGAGCGAAUUCCAAUAGUAAGUCCUCGGAUGGGCAAACCCCUCUCCUGCUGGCGGUUGAGAGAAAGCACUCUCAAAUCGUGAAGUAUCUACUAGACUCCGACAAAGGGAACUACGAAGGGGAAGAACUCGAUGACGCUCUCUUCAUCGCUGCGAGCGGAAAAGAUGAAGAAGUCAUCAAAAAGCUUUAUGAGAAAGGAGCUCGUUACAAGCGCGGUCUGGUCACUGAUGGGAAAACAGCCUUGCACUGGGCAAUACACAUGGGACAUGAGACUAGUGCUGAACUUCUCGUCAACGAUUUAGAGGACGAAGAUGUUGAUGUCGAAGAUCCAACCAAGCAACAAUCGGCCCUUUUGAUGGCAUCAGAAAAGGGCAUGACCUCUGUAGUCGAACUGUUGCUCGCGAAACAUGCCAACAUUGAGCUUCUGGACUCCGAUAAGAGAACAGCACUGCACCUAGCCGCCAUGGGACCACAUCUCGAGACUAUAAAGAAAUUGCUCAAGUCAUCUAAGUGCCCUGUGAAUAAACAGGAUCGCCAGAAGCGUACACCUUUACACUGGGCAGCUCUCAAGGGAUCGACGGGUGCGAUAGAACUCCUUGCCAAGCAAGAAUAUUGCAAUACUACUUUCACGGAUGAAAGUGGGCGAACAGCUUUGGUAAUAGCCGCGGAAAUGGGCCUCCACGGCAUAGUAGAACUGCUACUUCAAGGUGGAAGCGGAGCAGAGGAGGCUCUCAAUGGCGCUGCCAGCAAUGGACGCAAAGAGGUUGUUCAAAAGAUUCUUCCCAAGAUCGAAAAAGACGAUGUCAAACAUAGGGCCUUGGAGCUGGGCGCAAGGGCGGGUCAUGUGUCGGUCUCAGUCACGCUGAAUGACAGCAUCAAGGACUCUAACUUGAAAGCUUCAACAUUUCGGAUGAUUCUGUUUGCUGCUGCCGCUCACCCAAGCCAAUUCGACUUUGAUGAUCUUAAGAAUCGCAUUGAAGAUCCCACUAUUCAGGAUGAUAAGAAACAAUCCUUACUAAUGGUCGCUAUUGCAAACGGACACACAAGACUAGUCAAACACCUUUGUUCUUUACACGACGUGGUUGAAUUGAGAGACAUAGAAGGAAGAACUGCUUUGAUGAUAGCAGCUCUUAACAAUGACGGGCGCUCAGUGCGGCUUCUACUGAAUCAAGGGGCUGACCCCUAUGUUCAGGACAAUAAGGGCCGUACAGCGCUUCAUCAUGCAAUCGAAAACGAGUGUUUCAACAGCUUUGCUGGACUUUUGGCCUUUUCUGAUCGUCAGCUCAGGACUAUCCAAGAUUCUGAAAACCGCACAGUUGUACAAAUUUCGCUUGAAAAGGCACGACAGUGGGAGCUAUCCACACAGGAUGCGAGAUUAAAACUAUCGCGUUUGGAAACAUUGACGAGUAUGUGUGUCUUUCUCAUCCGCCGUGGCAUACAGCCUGAAAUUCGAGACAAGAACAAGCGAAAUGCCUUACACUUGGCAGUUUCUUAUGACUUAGCCGAGAUCGCGUACCACCUCCUCCAAUCGAGACAGUCCGGACCACGAGUAAGUAAUCUGGACACGCAAGACGUGGAGGGCCGAACACCAUUGCUUUUGGCGGCUUCGAAGGGAUAUUAUUUUCUCAUAGAAUUGAUGCUCUCCGAAGGGUUCGAACCUAACACCAGAGAUGCAACUGACGAAACUCCGUUACUCCUAGCGUCUGAGAGGGGGAACUUUAGAGCGGUAGAAGCCUUGCUUGAGCACAAUGCGGAUCCCAAUGUUAGAAAUACGCAUGGCAGGACCGCUCUGUCGCAAGCAGCUCAAAACGGCUAUGACCGUCUUGUGCGUUGUCUUGUUGACAACAGUGAACGAAAAGUCGAGCUGAAUACCCAAGACAACAUGGGUCAAACAGCCUUGAUCUUGGCGGCCGAAAAUGGCCAUGAAGACAUUGUCAAUUUUCUGGUUGAUCAAAACGCUAACGCUGAUAUUACGGGAUACGACGGAAAGAAGGCCUGGCAGAAGGCUGUGGAUAAGGGCCAUGCAUCCGUGGUUGAGACCCUGCUCUCAAAAACGAUUUCUCCAGUCAGAGAUAGACAGGCUGUCAACGAAGCACUACUUCUGGCAUCUAGAAGAGGCUGGGGUGAUUUGGUCGGAGUCCUUCUGAAACAAGAGGUGGAUUUAACAUUUCAGAGUAAAGGUGAAGAGUUAACAGCGUUACACAUGGCGGCCAUGAACGGGCAUCAAGAGGUCCUCAGCAAGCUAACAGCCAAGGGUGUUGAAAUCGUGAUCAAGGACCUUAAUGGCCGCACCGCUCUAUUCCUAGCAACGGAGCAAGGCUUUCCGUCGAUUGUACGUCUUUUACUCGAGAGGAUGGAGAUCAAAAGUGACCUUGAAGCGUGGAUGGGCAAAGAGUCACUAUUAUUUGCAGCUGGCAAAGGCUAUGACGAAAUUGUCGACCUACUACUCAAGAGUGGAGUAGACUGCAAUGCUACCGAUGAAUCAGAUAAGAGUGCAAUGGCACUGGCUGCUGCUAACGGAAAAGAAGUCAUCGUUCAGAGUACGUACUUGCUUAGCCGAUGCCCCCAUCAACUACUCUUUAUAUUUAACUCCUGCUAUAUCAUCAUAUUCCCUUUACUCUCAUAUGGAUUGUUAACUAACAGGCAGCUCGUUGCAGUGCUUCUAAAACGAGGAGCCAGUUGGUCCAUCAAGGACAGGAAUCAGAGAACGGCAUUGCACCACGCGGCCUGGGGAGGUCACCACAGAAUUGUCGAAAGCAUAUUGAAUUAUAAGCCGGCCACAGUUAAUGAGAAUAGCGGCGUGGGAACAGUCUUUCACGAAACAGUAGUCCCCAAGGUCGAAGUUAGAGUCGAUUCCGGUGGCGCCGAUAACCUAGGACAAUCAGCCCUACAUCUAGCAGCGGAAAGGGCAUCAGUGAUGACAGUUCAGAAGCUUGUUCGUCAUUAUGUUAAUGUCAAUGCAAGGUGCGAAGACGGCCAGACAGUCCUACACCGGGCAGCCUGGGGGGGUUCGAGGGAAGUGGUGGAUCUGUUGCGGAGAAGUGGCGCGGACCCUUUUAUCCGCGACAACCAGGGCAAGAAGCCAUGGCAUAUUGCAGCUGAGAAGGGCCACCAAGAUAUUGCUGUGGAGCUACUAAAGGAAGAACUCGAUGUUGCCGACGACUGCAUCCUCGACCAAAAAGGGCUUAUCUUUGCAGCUCGAAUGGGCUACACCGAUAUUGCACUCACCCUGUUGAAGCUUAAUGCCGAGUCUAAUGUCAAAGAUGAGCGUAAAAGAACGCCAUUACACUGGGCAGCCUCACGCGGCGAUGAUAAGUUGACAGAAGAGCUCAUUGCUCACGGCGAGGUUUUAAUCAAUGCGUUAGACCAUGAACGGCGUACAGCUCUUUGCCUUGCUAUUCGCAAUGGUUGCACGACCACGGUCAAGAUUCUGCUUCAGAAGGGUAUCAACCCAAAUAUUCCUGACUCAGAACGCCAAACCGCGCUGCACCAUGCGGCACAGAGAGGAAAUGAGGAGAUCACUCAGAUUUUGUUGGAUCACAAUGCCGAUCCUCACAUUUAUGAUAAUAACCAUGUGAGGCCGUGGCAGCUAGCCGCCGACAAGGGCUAUCACCAAGUGGUGCGGUUACUUCUAACGAAGGAGAUUAACCUUUGUAAGAAAGUCCAGAGGCGAGAGGAAGUAUUUCUGAAAAUGGUGAAGCAGGAUCUUGUUCCCAUGGUACAACUAUUUCUUGGCCUUGAGGUGGACAAGGACGUCAAGGAUCCUUUCGGUCGAACGGCUAUUGCUCUUGCUGCCAAGCACGGUUCCAGCAAUGUUCUCCGGCUACUUCUCUCCAACGAUGCAGACCUAAGUAUCGCGGAUUCACGGAGACAAACAGCAUUCCUGUGGGCGGCAGAGGCCAAAGACACCAAGAUUUUGAGUCUACUUGUGGAUAAGAUCAAAAGCGACCAGAACCUCAAUACAGAACAACGACAAGAAAUCGUAAAUCACCAAGAUGCGAAGGGAAUGACAGCACUGCUCAUUGCAAUAGAGAGGGACAACGACAAAGUAGUGAAGCUACUCCUUGAAAAGUGCGGGGAAUUCAUCAACGUCAACAUACCAGAUGCAACGGAAAGGACCGCCUUACAAUUAGCAGCAGAGACGGGCAAAGAUAACUGGGUUCAGCUUUUGUUGAAACGCCAGGCUGAUGCAGGACUUAAGGACAGUUUCGGGCGGACAGCGCUACUUCUUGCAGUGGAGCAGGGACAUAUGGAAGUGGUGAAGACCCUGCUCAAAGCAUCAGAGAACCACGUUGAUGAUGCCGACAAGCAGAAUCGGACACCCUUGCAUGCGGCUACAUACCUGGGCAACCAAGAUAUGGUAAAGGCGCUACUAGAGGGAAAGGCUAAUCCACUCAUGAAAGACGACCGCCAACGCUUAGCGCUGUUGCUGGCGGCUGAGAAUGGCGACGAAGCCAUUGUCAGGCUGUUACUAGAAAGCCACAAUCACCCCCCGGACGAGUCCCAGGAGUGCAAGGAUCAGGAUGGGCGCACUCCACUGUUGUUGGCCGUAGCUAAUGGGCACAGAGCUGUUGUCGAAAGGCUACUUGAACACUUUGGCGCUGAUUUCACCAUUGAGAGAGAAACCGGCAAUCGCUUGCUGCAACUAGCAGUAGAGAGCGGUAAUAAAGAUGUUGUAUUGCUAGUAGCACAGAGGUUGCCGAAGGUAGAAUGA
This is a messenger RNA of Fusarium fujikuroi IMI 58289, 7599 nucleotides long. RefSeq names its product related to heterokaryon incompatibility protein. Gene Ontology annotation, molecular function: protein binding. NCBI's taxonomy places the organism in Eukaryota, Fungi, Ascomycota, Sordariomycetes, Hypocreales, Nectriaceae. Bases 1 to 7599 code for a protein of 2532 amino acids. The transcript has a single exon. The record is from RefSeq and is a predicted model, not a curated record.